Messenger RNA from Erigeron canadensis, 2867 nucleotides. Its product is annotated as sucrose synthase 7-like. The transcript is spliced from 14 exons. Gene Ontology annotation, molecular function: sucrose synthase activity. Bases 39 to 2567 code for a protein of 842 amino acids. Gene Ontology annotation, biological process: sucrose metabolic process. Lineage: Eukaryota; Viridiplantae; Streptophyta; Magnoliopsida; Asterales; Asteraceae. The record is from RefSeq and is a predicted model, not a curated record.
UUGUGUAUUGAUAAUCUCUAGUAAUUCAAGAACUUGUCAUGGCUUCUACAAACAUGAUUAUGAAACGGUCUGAAUCAGCUGUUGAUACAAUGCCAGAAGCGUUAAGGCAGAGCCGGUAUCAUAUGAAGAAAUGCUUUCUAAAAUAUGUAGACCAGGGAAAGCGAAUGAUGAAACUCCAUCAUCUGAUGCAAGAAAUGGAGACUGUUAUUGAAGACAAAGACGAAAAGGCUCAGCUCUUAGAAGGCUUACUAGGCUACAUCUUGUGCACAACUCAGGAAGCAGCCGUUGUUCCUCCUUAUGUUGCCUUUGCUAUAAGGCCGAAUCCUGGUUUCUGGGAGUUUGUUAAAGUCAACUCCAAUGAUUUAUCGGUUGAUGGGAUCACUGUCACCGAAUAUUUAAAAUUCAAGGAAACGAUUGUUGAUGAGGCAUGGGCUAACGAUGAAAAUGCAUUGGAGAUUGACUUUGGAGCAAUGGACUUCAAAUUGCCAACAAUGAGCUUAUCUUCUUCGAUAGGAAAUGGCGUUAGUUUCACAUCAAAGUUUAUUACUACUAAGCUUUAUGCUCAAUCUGGAAGCCAGCAGAUGCUCGUUGAUUACUUACUCUCGUUAAAUCAUGAAGGAGAAAAACUUAUGAUAAAUGACACACUAAACACGAUUUCAAAGCUUCAAGCGGCUCUGAUAGUAGCUCAUGCUUCCGUUUCUUCGUUGCCCAACGACACACCAUAUCAAAACUUUGAGCUCAGGUUCAAAGAAUGGGGUUUCGAGAAGGGAUGGGGAGACAAUGCAGAAAGAGUGAAGGAAACCAUUCGAUUUCUGUUGGAGGUUCUCCAAGCACCUGACCCUGUAAACCUGGAAAAGUUUUUUAGCAGAGUUCCAUGCAUAUUCAAUGUUGUGUUAUUCUCGAUACAUGGGUAUUUUGGUCAAGCUAAUGUUCUUGGCUUGCCCGAUACUGGUGGGCAAGUUGUUUACGUUUUGGAUCAAGUUGUGGCUUUGGAAGAGGAAUUGCUCCUUAGAAUUAAGCAGCAAGGGCUCAGCUUCAAACCUCAGAUUCUUGUGGUGACUAGACUUCUUCCUGAUGCCAAGGGGACCAAGUGUAACCAGGUGAUGGAACCAAUUCUCAACACAAAGCAUUCACACAUUAUUAGAGUCCCUUUUAGGACUGAAAAGGGUAUUCUUCGAAAAUGGGUGUCUCGGUUUGAUAUUUAUCCAUACCUUGAAAGAUUCACUCAGGAUGCAAGUGAGAAGAUCACAGAAAUUAUGGAAGGGAAACCAGAUCUUAUCAUUGGAAACUAUACUGAUGGAAAUCUAGUAGCAUCUCUUAUGGCUAACAAACUUGGUACUACAUUGGGAACGAUUGCACAUGCUUUAGAGAAGACCAAGUAUGAAGAUUCUGACAUGAGAUGGAAGCAGUUGGACCCAAAAUAUCACUUUUCUUGUCAAUUCACAGCUGAUAUGAUUGCAAUGAAUUCAGCUGAUUUCAUCAUCACUAGUACUUUCCAAGAAAUUGCUGGAAGUAAAGAUAGACCUGGGCAGUACGAAAGUCAUGAAGCGUUCACACUUCCAGGACUAUACAGACUUGUUUCAGGCAUCAAUGUCUUCGAUCCAAAGUUCAAUAUUGCUUCUCCAGGAGCUGAUCAGACUGUCUAUUUCCCUUACACCGAGACACAGAAAAGAUUCACUUCAUUUCGGCCUGCCAUUGAAGAAUUACUCUUCAGUAAAACUGAAAACGACGAACAUAUUGGAUACUUAGAAGAUAAAAAUAAACCGAUCAUCUUUUCAAUGGCAAGGCUCGAUACUGUGAAGAACAUUACAGGUUUGACUGAGUGGUAUGGAGAGAAUAAGAGGCUCAGGAGCCUGGUUAAUCUUCUUGUUGUGGCGGGUUUCUUUGAUCCAACAAAAUCAAAAGAUAGAGAAGAGAUGGCAGAAAUAAAAAAAAUGCACUUGCUUAUAGAGAAAUACCAACUUAACGGUCAAAUAAGAUGGAUAGCAGCACAAACUGAUAGAAACAGGAACAGUGAGAUUUACCGAUUUAUUGCUGAUUCAAAGGGUGCGUUCGUACAACCUGCUUUAUAUGAAGCAUUUGGGCUCACAGUUAUUGAGGCAAUGAACUGUGGCUUGCCAACUUUUGCAACCAAUCAAGGUGGUCCAGCUGAGAUCAUUGUUGACGGGGUUUCUGGAUUUCAGAUCGAUCCCCAUAAUGGUGUCGAGUCCAGCAACAAGAUUGCUGACUUUUUCCAAAAAUGCAAAGAGGAUACUGGAUACUGGAAUAUAAUCUCGGAUGGUGGUUUGAGCCGUAUAUAUGAAUGCUACACAUGGAAGAUUUAUGCAAAUAAAGUGUUGAAUAUGGGUAACAUAUACUCAUUCUGGAAACAGUUAAACAAGGAACAGAAAGAAGCGAAACAAAGAUACAUUGAACUGUUCUACAAUUUACAUUACAAGAACUUGGUUAGAACCGUGCCCAUUGCUACUGAUGAAGCUCAAUCUGCACCAGUUUCAAGGGCAAAGCCUGCAACACAAGCAGUAGCGAGGCGUACGCAAUCCAGGUUACAAAGGCUGUUAGGAUCUUAAAGAAUUGAUGGCAAUAUAUAAGCAACUCAUGAUUUCAAGAUCACGUCACUUCAUAAGCUUUGUUCUACCUGACCCGCUAGCUUUGUUCUACCUGACCUGCAAGGAAGACCGGAUGCAAUUUGUGUACAGGAAUUUGUUUAAUUAUUUGAUAAUACCAUUCAAGUUAAAUACUAAGUAAAUGUAUAGCUUGCAUUGAGCUCGAACAUGUAUAAGUAGAAAGUAAAUAAGGAAAUUCACAUCCUGUCUAUGUAUUCUUUUCUGUAGAAAUUGUUGCAAAUGAAUAAAAACUCUAUUGAUCUA